Messenger RNA from Gigantopelta aegis, 854 nucleotides. Its product is annotated as glutathione peroxidase 2-like. The coding region runs from base 85 to 852 and encodes 255 amino acids. Gene Ontology annotation, biological process: response to oxidative stress. NCBI's taxonomy places the organism in Eukaryota, Metazoa, Mollusca, Gastropoda, Neomphalida, Peltospiridae. The record is from RefSeq and is a predicted model, not a curated record. Gene Ontology annotation, molecular function: glutathione peroxidase activity. The transcript is spliced from 5 exons.
AUUUUUGUCACAGAACGUUUGUGUCAUCUGUCUUAACAGAACGUGCAGCUUCGCGCGACACCAACUUUUGAGUCAUCUGCGCAAAUGUUGCGCGCGCUUCUACCCCUGCUUGCUGCGUGCACGAGCACGCUGGUGAGCGGGGAACGAACGAAGGUGUGCUGUUUCCAGUCGAAUGAGUCCAACAAGUCUGUGUACGACUACAGCCCGUACGACAUCCACGGCGAAAACAAGGUGAACCUCUCCGACUACAGGGGCCAGAUUCUGUUGAUCGUCAACGUGGCGGGCUUUCAAGAGCCCGGAAACAACAGUACAGAAAUUCUAAACCACCUGAAAUACGUCAGACCCGGUCAGGGGUUCCAGCCAAACUUUCCUCUACUCAAAAAGCUAGAAGUGAAUGGAGAGAACGAACACCCGCUCUACACGUAUUUAAAGCACUUCCUGAAUGCACUCAACAGGGACUACAAGAAUUUCAGCGUCAUUGGGGUUCCUUGUAACCAGUUCGGUUUGCAAGAGCCCGGAAAGAACAGUACAGAAAUUCUAAACCACCUGAAAUACGUCAGACCCGGUCAGGGGUUCCAGCCAAACUUUCCUCUACUCAAAAAGCUAGACGUGAAUGGAGAGAACGAACACCCGCUCUACACGUAUUUAAAGUCAUUCUGCCCUUCGCCCAGAGAAGAUUUCUACGAGGCAGGAAAACGUAUUUUCUACUAUCCAAUGAAGAGCUCCGACAUUCGGUGGAAUUUUGAAAAGUUUCUCAUCAACGGUCAGGGCAAGCCAGUGAUACGUUACGUCACGUACGCGCCAUUGGAGGAAAUUACCAAAGACAUUGAACAGUUGUUAGACGAAUUAUAAUC